AUGACUUCACAUUCAAGGGAGGCAUCGAUAACAUCAUCGUUUAUGACAGGGUCAGGCGCAGGCAACAACCAUCCAGAAAAGAUAGGGCCAUGGAAGCUUGGAAAGACUUUGGGAAGGGGUGCCACGGGUAGAGUAUUGUUAGCAACGCAUGAAUCGAAUGGACAAAAGGCUGCAGUAAAGGUGGUAUCCAAGUCUGAACUCCAAUACGAGGAGGAAGGAAACAAGAAGUCUAAAGAUGACGCAGGAUUGCCCUAUGGAAUUGAAAGAGAAAUAAUUAUAAUGAAACUCUUGACACACCCGAAUGUUUUACGUUUAUAUGAUGUUUGGGAAACAUCAAAAGCACUCUAUUUAGUACUCGAAUAUGUUGAAGGGGGGGAAUUAUUUGACCUCUUGGUAGAAAGGGGUCCCUUACAAGAGGUCGAGGCAAUUAAAUACUUUAGACAAAUUAUACUAGGUACAGCAUACUGCCAUGCUUUGGGCAUUUGCCAUAGGGACUUGAAGCCAGAAAAUUUAUUGUUGGACGCGUCUUUGAACGUUAAGCUUGCAGACUUUGGUAUGGCCGCUUUGGAGAGCCAUGGGAAGUUACUUGAGACGUCUUGUGGAUCACCGCAUUAUGCUGCACCUGAAAUCGUGAGUGGUUUAAGAUACCAUGGUGCUGCAUCAGACGUAUGGUCUUGUGGUGUUAUCUUGUUCGCUCUUCUUACAGGAAGACUUCCGUUUGAUGAUGAAAAUAUUAGAAACUUACUUUUAAAGGUACAGGCAGGAAGUUUUGAAAUGCCAGAAGAGUUAAGUUACGAUGCAAAGGAUUUGAUUUCCAAAAUGUUGACAGUGGAUCCCUUAAAAAGAAUCCCUACCGAAAAGAUAAUCAAACAUCCUCUUAUGAAGAAAUAUCUGGUGUCGAGCGAAGAUUUAAUUAGCAUAAAGUCAUUGCCUCAUCCGGAAACAGCAUCUAAAUCGUUGGGGUCAACGAAAAAUAUCGACAAGCAGAUUUUGUCCAACUUGUCAAUUUUAUGGCACGAUCGUCCACAAGAGGAUAUAAUUGAUUGUUUACUAAAGAAUGGAACCAAUCCCGAAAAGACUUUCUAUGCCUUGCUUAUGAGGUAUCGUCAUAAUCAUGACGAUCCACUCAAUCCUGGCAGAUCUUCGAGUUUCAAUAAUGGCAGAAGAAGUAUAGCAAGAAGCGGCUCCACAAGCAAUAAAGAUACCCCUAGAAGAAGAAAGAUCAGCCAGAUAUCAGCAUCUCGGAGAACAUCCUUUCAAUACAAAGGUGGCACGAGAGCAGCUGCUAGCAGGUUGUCCGCUGCAUCAAGUUUUAAUAAUUCACCUUCAAGAGAUUAUUCCUUUUCUCCAUCCAAAUCUCCUAGAAGGUCUCCAAGGAGGUCUCCGAGGAAGUCUCCAAGGAGGUCUCCACACAAAGCUAAAAGAAUAUCGACGAACGGCUAUGAUCAAGCGGUGCCUAGGAAUAUUUAUAAUGAGAUUGUCUCAGCUCAAAGGAAUGGAGAUGUUGUAUCUCCAGCCGUACCUUCGAAAGAUAACUUGGCAUUGAAAUCACUUCCUCAAGAUCUUAUGGCAUCUGCAAAGAUUUCUCCUCCUAAAUCCAAAAGGGCGUCGCUCAUUAAUAGCGUCUCUAAGAAUAGAUUAUCACGGAGAAAGUCCUUAAGAGCAUCUAUGACAACUGGCUUGAAGAGGAAUUCAAUCACUAUGAAGCUAUUAUCGACAUACGCAAAGUUAUCUGGUGAAUCAGACUGGGAAUAUAUGGAUAAACAAACAAGAAGAACAUCUGCAACCUUUGCAACGUUGUGUGAUAAAAUCUUCAAUCAGGAGGAGUAUGACGUAGAAGAUGAGAUGUUGAUCGAUGAAGAAGAAAAGCAAGCUAAAGAAUAUGAAAGGCUCAUGGAAAUUGAAAGAAAAAAGCAUGAAGCUGAGGUGAGAGCCAGAAAGGAAUUAGAGAAGAAGAAGAAAAGGCAGAAUAGGAGGUCUUUAUUGAGCUCUAGAAAAUUAUCUAUUUUAAUCAAAGAAGAUAAAACGGGCACGAACAAUAGCGAGAGUGAAAUAGAAGUGGCAGAAAUUGACCAGCCAAAGAGAGCCUCAGCUCUCAGAUCUAUUUCGGAAGCGCCUGAUGCAAGAAAUGACAUUUUAACUGCUCAAGAUGUUGAAAAUAUUAAGAGAAGAUCCGUUACUCAACCAACUUCAAGAAGACGGAAUCCAAUUUUGACGAGAAGGCCAGUCUCAAAAUUAGAUCCUUUGUGGGUGGCUUUUGAAAAUGAAGAGAUAGAUAGAGCGAAAGAUGCAUUAGACGAAGAAAUGAGGGGGUAUAAGGGCAAGAGCAGUGAAGAUAUAAAUGCAGCAUUGAAGGAUUCAAAAUCUCACAAAAAAGUUGAAUCAAUGUUAGCUGAUUCCGGUGAAAGGAUAUCCAGAGACAGCUCUUAUACUCAUGAGAAUUAUGAAUUGCCUACGCCUAAAGUUGAUAAGUCUGAUUUAAGUGAGGAGUACAUGAGCGAGAUUAGAAAAUCCAGGUUAUUGAACUCUAAAUUAAAUCUUAAAGACUUGAAAGAUGCGAAGAGAAACUCUCGCAUCGUGAGUCAAGAGACGAGAGGCGAUCUGAGAGAUGAACCACAUACUUUGAUUGGGGAUGUUAAGAUACCGAAUGUCACUAGAAAAUCAAGAUGCUUUACUAAUUCUAACAAAAGGUUGUCUGUUUUGAGUAUGUAUUCUACGAAGGAAUCAUAUGGCGAUUUGAACUCAAUACUUAAAGAUAAAAGAGAGAGUGGUUACUACGGGGAUGGUGCUAUGGGAAAAGCAAACAUGCCUACCAUGAGAACAAGUUUUGCUGAUCGUUUGGACAGGGCAGGGCUCCCUGUUGAACAAGAGGAGGAGGAUGAACCUUUAGAUGAAGGUUCGAUCAUGGAUUUUGAUGAACAUUUAGCAAAUAAGAGAACUUCUUAUUAUGAUAGUAACAGAAACUCUAAGUACUCAUCUAUGCUCACCAAAGGAAAAAGGCAAAGUCAGAGGCCGGCUUCUCAAUUACCUUCGUUACCUACUGAAGAAAAUGAUGAAACUUUUGUAACUAAAAAUGAUGAAGUUCAUCAGAAAAGAAGAUCGUCAAAUGUCAAAGAUAAGAAGGGUACAGCUGAUCCUGACGAUGACUUGUUUGACCAUAUUAAAUUGCCAAAUGAAAACAAAUCGUCUAGAACUUCGCAAGCCAGAUCUAGUAAAGGAGGUAUGAAACCAAUGCUACCAAGUGCGGAAUCAAUGUUACUUCCUGAUUUGAAGUCGGAUUCUAUAGAUCCUAAAAAAUUACAAAAUCCUAAGACUAGGGCACAACGGAAGCCAUCACUGGCCUUAGCCAAUCUGUCUCACGAUACGAUUCCACCAACGCCACCCUCACAUGAUGGUAAAAAGGCAGCAUUGAAAGAUUCCACUAAUAAACCAGACCAUCCUGUUGAAAAUGAAAAACGAAAUAGAUCAAUUUUCAGAAAAUUAUCCUGGGGUACCAAGAAAACACUUGAUUCAAAACAGGGCCAAUUACCAUCGCCUGCCGAUUCCAUUACUGCAGCUUCGAAUGAGGAGUCGAAGUCUGGAUCUUUCUUUAGAUGGUUCUCUUCUUCACAUACCAGUACCAACUUGCAAGACGAAAUUAAAAGAUACAAUACUAUUCUCCCAAGACAGGAAAUGUCAACUGCCUUGUACACGUUGUUGAGCAGUUGGUCAAAUUUCGGAUUGAAAAAUUUGAAGCAUGAUACUCUCAGUAACAACAUAACAGGUGCUAUAUCAAAACAUAAUGCGUUCAACUUGAAAAGUUGUAAGUUCAGGAUAAAAAUUAAUUCUAGAGGGUUCAAUCAGAAGUCUGAAAUUGUUUGUGCAAGAGUAAGAGGCUCUCAAGUAACUACUGACACAUUAUUUAAAGAGAUCGAAAAAGUAUUAAGGAAAGAAGGGGUAUUGGAAGGUCAAUAA
Molecule: messenger RNA, 3954 nt
Organism: Priceomyces carsonii
Lineage: Eukaryota; Fungi; Ascomycota; Pichiomycetes; Serinales; Debaryomycetaceae
Gene: GIN4
Product: protein kinase
Exons: 1
Coding region: 1-3954 (1317 amino acids)
Biological process (GO): intracellular signal transduction; protein phosphorylation
Cellular component (GO): cytoplasm
Molecular function (GO): protein serine/threonine kinase activity; ATP binding
Source: RefSeq, a predicted model, not a curated record